This is a messenger RNA of Fusarium graminearum PH-1, 5124 nucleotides long. RefSeq lists its product as uncharacterized. Bases 1 to 5124 code for a protein of 1707 amino acids. Lineage: Eukaryota; Fungi; Ascomycota; Sordariomycetes; Hypocreales; Nectriaceae. The record is from RefSeq and is a predicted model, not a curated record. Gene Ontology annotation, molecular function: protein binding; zinc ion binding. The transcript is spliced from 6 exons.
AUGGCGACUUCUGAGCUUGUGUGUCUCAAAAGCCCAGAUAUGGCGGAUGUUGAGGAAAUAGUUGAUGUCAUUGCAGUACCAGGCAUAUCAGAUCACAAUCAGUCAGGAUGGUUCGGAUAUGACUCUGGCCCCAACGAUGAUCUCACAGCAGAGCCACAAGGCUACCAUAGUAUAAGAGUAUCACUAUUCAAGUACGAUCUUCAGAAAAUUUUCAUUCGGCCAGGAAUUCAGACUAUUGCCGCCGAGCUACUUGACGCGGUCUCAAAGCUUGAGGCAAAUGCAACCAUGAAACGAAAUCUCUUUUUUAUUUGCCAUGAUAUAGGCGGCACAAUUCUGAAAGAGGCCCUUCUCAUGUCUGCCUCGGAUGAGUCAAGAUUUCCAGCCAUUGCCUCUUUACCAUGUUAUGUCGUGUUCGACCCUUACGAAACGACUAUUUCUAUGAGGUCUAAUGGAGAUGACUACAGACACUACCAAAUUGGAUCGCCUUCGCCUCACUCUUCACUGUUCGACGGCAAAGUCCUUUCAAUGGCAGCAGUGUUCUUACCUUCUAAAGUUUACGGCAACAACAAACUACAUAGCCGCCACCCUACUGCAAAGAUGUGGAUGUCGCUAGGGUUUCAUAAAAUAAUCGACCCCGGUACUGCCUCGCUUCAGCCACUCCCCAAGUCAGUUUCAACUGCAAUUAUAGCGAGAAGGCUAAACGACAAGUCAGUCUACUUCGCUUUCCAUGAACCAAAUGACGUUGCAGGGCUAUUUUCUUCUAUUCGACAACACUUGUUUCAUAAUGGCCCUCAUGAAGAACAAUUACGUCAAACAUUUGAGUUCAGGGAUUGGGAUAUACGUUGUAACUCGGUGGAAUCCAUGUUUUGUACUUUCUUUGCUGGCCUUCCUCGCCGGUUUUGGCAGGGUACUUUCGACGGUAUUUAUGCCAAUGCCAUGGGAUCUCACGCAUGGUCUUGUCGACUUCUUCUCUCAGCCUUCUAUGACCUUCUUUCAGACAAUGCACGCAGUCAACCUGACUUCAGUAUUACAUGGAUCUUGGUUAACUUCGACGCUCGAAUCACUUCAUACCAUUGGCUUUUAUCCUCCUUGUGCGAACUCCUAAAACAUUCCGAGCUUCCAUUUACACUCAUAAUUAUCAACAGCAACCCGCUCGACCUGCACCCUUAUGAAGAUUGUUUCGAGAUUAUGUCUUUGGAUGGGGAUAUUCCCAACGUUAUGUCCGAGGGAGACAGUUCAGUCAUGCCUAUUGCAAACAGCUCAAACGCGGGCAUUCAACCUCAGAGUCCAACAACGCAGGAGCCAAAACACGGCCAAGCUCAUAGAAGCGAAAUCACUUAUCAGAGACAAGAUACAUUUGGAAUUGGUAGCGAGCUACUGAAUCUUGUAGUUGAGGCUCCGAGCCUGUACCCCGUCCAAGAGCGUUUGUCGCAGUUGGUUAAUGGAUGGAGCGAAACAUCGAGACAUCGAAAACUCUUCUUCGAAUGGGCCAGACUUCGUAAGAACCAAAUGUCACCGGCCAAUGUGGAUCAGAUUCAAAAUAUUUCACCUUUAACUGAAUUCGAUCUUUUCCGACACAUCUGGUUGCCAUCAAAAUCUUUCAAGGUCGUUCGCGAACAGACUUUCGUGGCCGCCAGGUUACUUUGCCAUACUUUCCAUCCGCUCACAAUCAAAGAUAUCAUCUUUCUGGAGCAGAAGACCGACUACGGAACGAGGGUCGGCUACCGGCAAGAGGAUGAAUGUUGUGGCUCCUCUUCGAGAACAUUAUAUCUCCUUACCGGAGUGAUAGAUGUUUGCCAGAACGAGGUCCAGUUUCGGGAUCCAAGUUUUCGGGACUAUUUUAUUUCUGAAAUAUUGGCGAAUUAUGACGGGCCUAUCAUUUCCGCUGAUAACUUGUCAAGGCAGACUCAUGCUCAACUAGCCGAGUGGUGCUUGCGACGCAUUAAUCUCAUUACUCCUCAAGAAUGGUCAAAGUUCCGAGUAGUUGAUGAAGGUUCUGCUGUUCUUGAUUAUCAUAGCAGAUUUCUCUCCUACGCGAUCAAGUAUUGGCUAAAACAUGCCCAGAGAGCAGAUGACUACAUGGAAACUGCCUUGUCGAAGCAACCAAUACUUCAUGACAGCGAUCUGCUACAAGAAUGGGCAAAAGCAUACUGGAGUGUCUUGAAUCCAGCAACACGAGGCAAGAAUAACACUGUGACACCGCUAGCAAUCUUCGCCCAACAUCAGGCAGAGUCGCUCUUCCUCGAUAAAAUGUCUCGUUAUGAGGAAGAUCCUGGCUUCAAAGACAUGUGGCUGGAAGCACUACAAGCUUGCGUCAGAGAAGGCAACCUCACUCUUGUUCAGGAACUAAUAUCUCCUGGGCUACCUGGAGAUACCAAGCUAGAUGACAUAUUACUUUGGUGUUUUCCUUCACAAAAUGAUCUUGUAGUGCGGGAAAUCAUGGAAAUGGCCAUGAAGCAAUCUAUCGGAUUCCAGGAUCCUUUCAAUACUCUAGGAUGGGCAGCUUAUCAUGGACUCCGUGAUGUUGUACAGAUGCUCAUACCACUAAUGCCAGAGGACCAAACAGCGAUCUCAGGUUGCACCUCGGUCAACUUAGCGUUAGCAGGCUCCAGAAUGGAUGAGCCAACUGGUUUGGAGAUCGUGACUCUUUUAGUAAACGCCAAUUAUCCCCUGACAGGAUCACUAAGUAAAACGACGAGUUUCUCAGCCCUUGAUGAGGCCUGCAAACUCGGCAUUCCAAGCGUCGCAACGUUCCUCGCCAGAUCCGUCUUAUCUAGCAACUCCGAUUCUAGCAGCGCCAAUGAAGGGCGGCCUUCUUGGUUCUCUUCCGCUAUUGAGUGUACGCUUAGGGGAACACACAAUACAACCCUCAGGCUUUUACUUGACAUGGGUUUGGAUCACGAUUGGCUUGACUUUACGUGGCUGAGUAGCUUAAUGGAAGUUAUCCGGCCUAUGCACCUGUGGCAAUGCUGCAAGACACUUAGCUCGUAUGCGGUCACGAUUGCCGGUGAUUCAGAAAGCGUGAGGACCUCUGCGGCGUCAAUUUUGCACGAGGCUUUCAUUAAUGGUUCAAUUGCUGUUCUUACAGAUUUGUUAAGUUUGUGGGGCGGUAUCAAGUCUUCAGAAUUUCCAAACAUGCUAGAGCCUGUCAUUCGUGCCGGAAACGGUGCAUUUGACACUUUGAACCUUCUCCUGCAUGAAGGAUCUACUCAAUGCGAUGAAGAUGCUUAUGUUCGGCUUCUGAAAAAACAUCUGAGCGAUGCAGUGGAUCAUGGGAAUACCGAACUUGCUCGACUUUUGAUUAGCAAAGCGCCAAUUGCCGACACCAAGAUGCCAUCAGGGCGAUCUAUACUACAUCACGCUGUGUACAGUGGUUGUAAAGAUAUGGUCGACUUGUUGAUCCAGUCAAACGCAAACUUCAAUGUCCGUGAUGAGAAUGAUAAUUGGUAUCCUAUCCAUUGUGCAUAUGAUAACCCGAAUAUAUUGAAAGCUCUUCUCACGGGAGGUGCAGAUACAAGUGUCAAAUCGAACGACGGACAAACUGUGUUAUUCUUGGCCUGUCGAUGGAAUCCAGAGUCAGUCAAGUUGCUUUUGGAGCAUGGGUCAAAAGCUUGUUGCUUUGUCUAUAAUAUGACUGAGCUGUCUACUUCGGUGCAAUCCAGAAACGAGGAUCUUGCGUGCAUGUUGCUUGAAUGUGGCGCGGAUCCCCUCGAGUACUCCGCCAAACAGCUUGACCACCCAUUGCUUCAUACUUGUGUAGCAAAUAAUCUACAUCGUCUGCUGAAGAUGCUACUUCUUUACAACUUUCCAAUCGACGAGAAGGACAAUUAUGGAAAUACGGCCUUCAACAGCAUUACAAACAAGACCAGCGUUCCAGUUUUAGAAACUCUCAAAACCCGGGGCGCAUCAACUGAUAUCGCAAACGGGGACGGAGAGGUACCUCUGUGCAACGCAAUCAGAUCCUCCAAUGAACCUGUUUUUAAGUGGCUUAUCGAACAAGGUGUAAACAUCAAUGUCAGUAUCGGCAAGCAAGGGUCGAUUCUUCACAUAGCAUGUUCCGAGGGAAGUCUCGAGAUGGUGAAGCUGCUUUGCAAGAACAACGUGAACCUCUCCUCGGUCAACCAUGAAAACAGCACUCCACUUCACGAAGCUCUUCUUCGCUCGGGCAACAACAAAGAGGCUAUCGUCAACUACCUACUCACAAUGAAGGGAUUUGAUGUCAACCAUAGCAGCGACAGAUUAGGCGGCUGUUUAAACAUAGCAUGUCUUAACACCGAUAUCAACGUAGUUGAAGCUUUAUUGGAGAGAAACGCGAUUGUGGAUUCAAAAGACAAGAUGGGGAGAGCGCCAAUACACUUUGCACUUUACCGAACCACUGCUUAUAUUGAGAUUCUCCUGCAAGCGAACGCCACUCUCGAGACUAACGAUCUCAUGGAACGAAACGCACUACACUUUGCAGUGGUCAGCGGACGACUCGAUGUCGUGACUUAUGUCCUAGAUCGGUACCCAGAAUACAUUCAUCGGACAGAUAUUGAUGGUUGGUCACCGCUUAUGUGGGCUGUAAGGAUCUGCGGAGAAUGGGAUACGCAAGAAGACGAGCGCACUAAGAUCAUGUCAGAACUAAUUGCACGAGGUGCAAACCCGCAUAUUUCUGGCGAAGGACUUGAUCAAAAGUGGACAGCGUACGAUCUGGCUUAUUAUUAUGGCCAUGGCCGAGACGUGAUCGACCUUCUGGGACCAAAAGAUGAAUCAAUCCAACGUAGAGAGCUGCAAGACAAAGAUCUUGACAACCAGAGAGCUGCAAAAAAGAUCGAGUACAGUUUCUGCGACGCAUGCUUAAUGAACAAUUAUGGACUUAGGUUUCAUUGCGAUGUGUGCUGGGAUUUUGAUCUCUGUUUCAAGUGCUAUCGCUCUCAAAACAUUAUUCACCCUAAGCAUAGCUUUACUAAUCCUAGCGGCUGUUGUUUGUAUGCACAGGACCCAUCAACAGAUGGAAGCUCGUCAGAUUCGGAUAGUACAGAAGAGGAUACAAAUGGCGAGGAAGAGGGCGAUGGUUCCGGGGGUGGUUCUGGGGGUGGUUCUGGGGAUGGGUCUGAUGAUGGAUCAGACAAUGAUUUGUGCUGA